AUGGACCAAAUUACCUUGGCUAUAAUUUUGGUUUUCUCUCAAUCUGCAAUUGGACUGCCUUUCCAUGAACACUUAGAGGUUGAUGUGGACGGUGGAAAAGACAAAGACAUAUUUGACAUCAACCAAGGAUUAGGCCUGGAUCUUUUUGAAGGAGACAUCAAGCUUGAACUGAAGGACAGGAACUCAAUCAUUGGAGAUCAGUAUCGGUGGCCAAUACCAGUUCCAUACUACUUAGAGGACAGUUUGGAAAUUAAUGCAAAAGCGCUUGUCUUAGAAGCCUUUGAACGCUACCGACUCAAAACAUGUAUUGACUUCAAACCUUGGGAGGGAGAACCAAAUUACAUCUCUGUGUUCAAGGAAAGUGGAUGUUGGUCAUACAUUGGUAAUUUGCGCAGAGGAAAGCAACAACUUUCCCUCGGUGCCAACUGUGACCGGAUAGCUACAAUUCAGCAUGAGUUCCUCCAUUCACUGGGGUUCUGGCAUGAACAGUCCCGUUCAGACCGAGAUGAUUAUGUCAUUAUAAUGUGGGACAGGAUCCAGAGUGGGACGCAGAACAAUUUCAAUACAUACAAUGAUUCACGGUCCAAUUCCCUAAAUGUCCCAUAUGACUACACAUCUGUUAUGCACUAUAGUAAGACAGCCUUCCAGAUUAGCAAUGAACCAACUAUUGUUACUCGGAUACCAGCUUUCAGUGAUGUGAUUGGACAAAGGAUGGAUUUCAGCGACUAUGAUCUUGAAAAGCUCAAUCGGUUGUACAACUGCACUAAGUUUAUCAGUUUCUUGGACACGUGUGAUUUUGAGUACAACAACAUCUGUGGAAUGAUACAAGGUACAGAAGAUAAUGCUGAUUGGAAGCAUGUUCUCCAGGCCCCUACAGGACCCAGUACUGAUCACACUAACCUGGGGAAUUGUAAAGAUAGUGGCUAUUUUAUGCACCUCAGCACUGCAACACUGAAUGCAAUGGAUACGUCACUACUGGAAAGCAGACUUUUCUACCCAAAGAGAGGAUUUCAGUGCCUGGAAUUCUUCUAUUACCACAAUGGACAUGAAAGUGACCAGCUGAAUAUCUGGAUCAGGGAGUACACAGAAGCCUUUCCUAAUGGCACUCUGAAAUUCAUUGAGGCUGUCAAUGGUCAACCAGCAGACUACUGGCAACUGUAUCAUGUCUCUCUGUCUACAAGCAACAAGUUUCGUGUUGUUUUUCAAGGGGUUAAAGGCAAUGGAAACUCCAAUGGAGGAUUUUCAAUUGACGACAUCAAUUUCUCAGAGGCAAAGUGCCCACAUUAUAUAUGGCACAUCAGAAACUUUACUAACCAGCUCAACAGCGUGACUACUAGGCUUUACAGUCCACCGUAUUAUUCUAAAGAUGGUUAUGCUUUUCAAGUACAACUGAGAGCCAAUUCUUCUGGAAAUAAUAUCUAUGACCUGGGAAUAUUUUUCCAUCUUGUCUCUGGAGAAAAUGAUAACAGCCUGCAAUGGCCCUGUUCUCUCAGACAGGGAACGAUGGUACUCAUGGACCAAAACCCAGAUAUUCGGAAACGUAUGUCAAAUUUGAGAAGCAUCACUACAGAUCCAUACCUCUUGACAGACAGCAGCAAGUUUUACUGGGAUAAACCUGAAAUUGUUGGAACCCAAGCUUAUUACUCUAAUGGAACACAGUUUUACCGUGGACCAGGACUUGGAACCACUGCAUACAUCACCCAAAACAGAGUUCUAAGCAGAGAUUUUCUCAAAGGGGGUGAUGCAUUCCUUCUUUUAUCAGUGGAUGAUAUUAGUCAUCUAAAUACAACUCAGCCAAUACCUCCAUCCACUGCUGCACCACCAAGUACUACUACUAUUACUAAUACAAGUGCUGCUAGUACUACCACUACUACUUCUCCUAGUACUACUACGACUACUGCUGCUAGUACUACCACUUCUACUUCUACUACAACAACAUCAUCUGGAACAAGAACUACAAUCAAUGACCCAUCUCAUCCCUGUUAUGGUUAUAGCUGUGAAAAUGAUGGUGUCUGUACCCUGGAAGAUAGUAAGCCAGUCUGCAGGUGCAAAGUUACUAAAGACUGGUGGUAUGUUGGAGAGAGAUGUCAAAGCAAAGUCUCCAGCCAGGACACCGUUGUGAUCGCUGUGUCUUCUUCAGUGACUAUAUUUGUCGUCAUGUUAGUAAUUACACUUGUUAGUGUGUACUGUGUGAAAAAAAACAGCAAGCAAACUGGGAAGGCGUAUGAUAAUCUAGGAAAUUUUAUGAAAAUAGUUAAGUCUUUAAUGCAGAACAAUGGCACCGUUGCAAAGGAAGAAAUAGAAAAGACAAAGGGGGAGCUGAGUGGAAGCAGUGAAGGAACAUAUGAAAUGGGAGACAUGUCAACUUCUAGCAAGUCUAGAACGAUACCAGAUUGGCAGAACAGUCCAAGAAAACAAAGAAUGUCUCAACUAAAUUUUGAAGAGCUGGAAGUUAUGGGUCUCCAUAAUGGAUUUGUUCUAGACUCAGUGAGAUGGGAGCAUGGUCAGAAAUCAGCACGCUGUGAAUAUCAGUGUGCUUCACUUGUGAAACUAGCAAAUCAGCAAUUAAGAAAGUCUAUACGAGACCAUGAGUGGUGA
Molecule: messenger RNA, 2598 nt
Organism: Pseudophryne corroboree (corroboree frog)
Lineage: Eukaryota; Metazoa; Chordata; Amphibia; Anura; Myobatrachidae
Product: meprin A subunit beta-like
Exons: 19
Coding region: 1-2598 (865 amino acids)
Biological process (GO): proteolysis
Cellular component (GO): membrane
Molecular function (GO): zinc ion binding; protein binding; metalloendopeptidase activity
Source: RefSeq, a predicted model, not a curated record